Paramecium tetraurelia is the source of this 639-nucleotide messenger RNA. RefSeq lists its product as uncharacterized. Lineage: Eukaryota; Ciliophora; Oligohymenophorea; Peniculida; Parameciidae. The record is from RefSeq and is a predicted model, not a curated record. Gene Ontology annotation, molecular function: DNA binding; RNA polymerase II C-terminal domain phosphoserine binding. Gene Ontology annotation, cellular component: Cdc73/Paf1 complex. The transcript has 2 exons.
AUGUCUAAAUAGUAAAAUCUUCUGUAUAAUUUCAAUGAGAUGACUCCAGCCCAACAAACUAUGUUUCUGAAAGCCAAAACAGAGCUUGGGCAGAAUUAGAAAAUAAAAAGAGGAGGAAGAAUACAAAAGAUUAAUUCUCUUGACAAAUUCCUAGACAUAAAAUCCUUAAACUUAAAAGUGAAUCUAGAGAAGAUUUCUAGUGAUUCCGAGUCAUCUGACUCUUUAUAAUCUGAGAAUGAAUUUCAAAAAGAAGAGGCGCAAUUUCAGUAGAAAGUUGAAGAGAAACCCAUCAUUGUAGAACCCAAUAAUGAGCAAUUAGACACUUACUUUAAAUUGAUCCAAAAUGCACAACUUAAAAGAGAUCAAAUUUACUACCUUUUGAUGAAGCAUUAUUGUGAUAAUGUUAUUGAAGGAACUUUUGUUAAAAUCAAUGAACCCAAUCUCUUCAGAAGAAAAGAAUAGAGUUAUGCAAUUGCUUAGGUAUUGGCUGUUGUUGAAGGAGAGAAAUCCUAUCAAUUAGAAUAGACUCAAACCUAUAAAUUGCUUAAAUUAUAAUUUGGAUAAGUAAAAGAAACUAAAUUUAGGCAUAUUACUCUUAUUUCAAAUCAAUAAAUUCCAAAACAAGAGUUUGUUGUAUGA